AUUUUGUAUAUCGGCAUCUUUUUAAUGGCGGCCAUUCUUGAUCUAUCACUAGUCUAGUUUGGCAAAUUGGUCUUACAAUACAGAUUAAAAGAAGAAUCCCUAUACUAUAUUUCGUUUUGAACUUUCUGUUCUUAAUAAUGCCAAGAACUAAACAAUCUGCUAGAGGAAAGAAGAGAGGCAGGAGAGCUGCCAAAGGUUCAGAAGAGGUGGAUGACAAGAUGGAAGUAGAAACCUCAGAUCAAGCUGAUAGUGAAACAGUUAAGCAAUUGGAUGAAAGUCAGACAUCUGAAGUUGCAGAUGAAAGUCAUGCUUCUGAAGUAGCAGAUGAAAGUCAUGCUUCUGAAGUAGCAGAUGAAAGUCAUGCUUCUGAAGUUGCAGAUGAAAGUCAUGCUUCUGAAGUUGCAGAUGAAAGUCAUGCUUCUGAAGUUGCAGAUGAAAGUCAAGCAUUUGAGACUGCAGAUGAAAGCAUUAAUUUGGAACAAGGGAAUGGGUCAGUGUGCAAGGAUACUGAAGCACAGGAAGUAAAUGAGAAUGACAAUACAAAGAUAGAUGAGGGCAGAGAAGAUUCUGAAGAAAAUACUGUUAAAGAGACCCAAGACAAUGGAUGUGAAAUUAACGCAAACAGUAAUAAAGAAGACAUGCUGGUUGAAGAGGGCAUAGAUGAAAAUUUUGAAAAAAGUGAAGAGAAGAAAAUAGACAAGCCAGAGGAAGUUAUUAUACCCUAUAAGCCUCAUACAUUCCCAGAUUUCAGUAGUCUGCAGUUGAUUGAAAAGUGGGAGUGGCAUAUUAGAAUUUUCCCAAUAGACCAAGCAGAUAUCAGAACAUGUGUACUGGAAUCAGUUUCCAAAAUAGCCCAGGAAACUUGGUUUUACAUUGACAAAAAAAAUUAUGGGAUGGGUGCAUUUGACUUGUGUUUGAGAAGCACAAAUGAUGCUGCCAUGGUCAUGCUGAAGACAUUGCAUGCUCCCAUGACCUAUCGAUAUGUGACCAUUCAAGUAAACAGGAGGGCAAAAAACAAAGAACAGAUUGAAAAAAUUAGAGCCAAGGCAUCUUUAAAAGAAAAAACUGAAAAUGAAACCGAUGAUGAUGAAGUCGAAGAAGAGAUAGAAAAAAUGCCUUACACUGAAGUUGAAGAAACAGCAACAUUGCUCCUUGACUACUACCAUACACCAACAUUUGAAAAGAUUAAAGGCAAGGAGAAGAAACGCUCACUGUUUGUGAAAUAUUUGCCAGAGAGCACUUCGAAAGAGCUGCUCAAUGUGCUCUUUCCUGUUGCUAAUAAUUUGGACAUCAUAAAGACCGGAAAAGGUCGUAGGGUUGGUGAUUUGAAUGUCACGUCUGCAAGUAAUGUACCUGGAAUAUGCAACUCUUAUAUUGCAAUACACAUUAAUGGAGAUGAAAGAAUUUGCCUUGAUUGGAAAGAAGAAAAUAUUGAUGAUGGUGUUCAACCUGAAGCUUAUACUGGAGAGAGUCCAUGGGAAAUUUUGCCAAGAACUUUUGAAAUUGAAUAUGAAAUGGUACCAGAUAUGCAUGAAGAUGAGACAAUCCAAUAUCGCAAACGCAAAAGAGAAAUGGAAAUCGAGAAUCGCAAAAAUAGGCCUAAAUUAGAUGGCAGGCGAUCAAAGGAUAACAACAGAUCUAAACCAGAUAGACCCAAAGCAGAAAUGAAUCGAUCACGACCAGAUGGUAAUAGAGGAAAAGAAGUAGUUCGUUCAAAAACAGAAGGUAUUCGUCCUUUAUUGGAGGGGCUUAAAGGAGAAAAACGAGAAAGGAGAAGCCGGUGGGAUAAAGUGCCCGUUGCUGGAGCUGAUGUAAUCAAAUUACAAAUGGAAAUGAAUGAAAAAAUUCAGUCACAACUUGCAUUGUUACAAUCUGUAACAGCAGGUGUCAUUCCAAGUCUUAUGGAUGCUCCUAUAUUGGGUGGACGAUCCAGGGAUACAAGUCGCAAAGACAAGAAAAGAGACAGAGGUAACAGAUUUAGGAAAGCCUCAGAAAGCAGUAGAGUCUCAGAUGACUCUAGACACAGCAGAGAAAGGGCUUUAGAUAGAAAAGAAAGAAGUAGAGACAGAGAAAGACGUGACAGUCAUGGACGUUCAUCCCCACCAAGUAGAAUGGGACGGUUUGAUAUCCCAGUGCAUGGUGGACACUUUGGGGGUGGAAGAAGUCAGAGUUUUAUGGGGUACAAUGACAGAGAAAGAGGUGGUAGAUUUUCUGAUUACCCUGCAGACUCUUAUGGCUUUAGAAAUAGGUACGAUGAUAUGGGAGGGGGACCUAUGGAUGACCCAAGAGGGUUUGGACAAUUUGAUGACAUGGGCAGAGGUCGUUUUGAGCCCCGUGGGGGUGGCUUCUUUGAACCUCCAGCAAGGGGUGGCAAUUAUUUUGAUUCUCCAGCAAGGGGUGGCCUUUUGGAUAAUCCUGUGAGAGGAGGGGGUCAUUUAGAUAACCAAGGAAGAGGUGGUCAUUUUGGAAAUCAGGGAAGAGGUCGUUUUGAUCAAUCAGGGAGGGGAGGAGGGCGCUUUGACCAUCAUGGCAGGGGCAGUGGCAGUUCCGAUAAAUCUGGUAGGGGCAGUAAUGCAGAGAGUACUGGUAGAGGAGGGUCCCGCGGUGAUAGGGGCAGGGGUGGUGGGUUUGAAAACAGAAAUAGAGGGGGUGGAGGUUAUGAAAACCGAGGAAGAGGCAAAAAUUUUGGCAGGGGGGCAUCAGCAGGUGGUCAGCAAAACUUUGGGGGUCAAAAUUUUGGAAAUCAGCAAACUGCAUUUGGCUAUCCAAAUAAUUAUGGAAAUCAAAACAACAAUUACACCCCUCAAAAUAGUUACUCCUCUAGGCCUACUUACAAUCAGCAGGGCAGCUUUGGCAAUCAGCAAGCUAAUCAGAUGCCUACUCAGCAGACAGAUUACAAUACCCAACCAACUCAACAAACAGAUUACAAUAGUCAACAGACUCCACAAACUGGAUACAGCACUCAGGCCAUUCAGCAGAAUGUUUAUACCAAUCAAGCUUACGGAAAUCAACAGGCAACUUAUGAUCAAACUGCUUGGGGCCAGCAAGCCUAUGGAACCCAGCAGACGUAUGGUUCAGCUGGGACCACUCUAACUGAUGGCUAUUGGGGCCAGACUGAUUACACAGCACAGUCUGGUACAGCCACCUCUAACACACCAGCGGUAGGGCAGCAACAGGACUACACAGCAAGUUAUGGCCAGCAAGCAAAUAAUCAAGCUACAUCUAUAUCCAAUUAUGCAUACAACACACAAAGUAUGGGCAAUGUCUCUGCUAAUGCAGCAGACUACUCAGCUGAUGCUGCAUUUGCCAACCAGGGGUUCUACACAGCUAAUCCAGUAGCUACAGGUGUAACAGAUGGUACAUAUGGUGCAUAUAGCACUCAAGACCCAAAUGCUGCUUAUGGAACAACACAGCAGCAGUCAAAUCUUACCACAGCCUACAAUUUCGCUCAAUACCCAAGCAGUUCUUAAAAUUUACUAAGCUGUUGUUGUUGAGAAUGUUUAUUCCACUGGUGUUGAUCUUAUGAUGGUACAUGCUACAAGUCUGGUCAGCACUCAAAGUCUUUGAUGAAAUGUAGAUUUUGUUCAUCAGUUACGUUUAUCUGUCAUACAAUUUUAACUUGAACUAAGUGAACUGUUUUUGUUUUGGUUUUAAAGAAUUAUUUUUUUUUAUUGUGAUUAACAACCUUAAGUUUUUAUUUUUAAACUAAACUUAGGCAUGACAUAAAUGAUUAAUUUUAAAAAAUUACCUUCCUAUUAAACAUUUUCUUUUUGAAAAGAAAAUGUAAUGUUUAAUGUUUUGCAAUUAUUGCCCAUUAUAUACUAAGCAGUUUUUCUUUUAGCAAAGUAAUUUGUUAAUCAGCUAUCAGUUUAAAAAAAUAUCCUGAGUAUAAAAGAUUGUAGAAAAGAGCUGAAUUUUAAAAUGCUGCCUGUUUCUUAAUUUUAUAAUUAUAGUUUGUAUAUUUGGUAGUUGUUUUUUUUUAUAUGAAAAAAUAAAUUUCUUGUGAAUGCAG
This is a messenger RNA of Physella acuta, 4012 nucleotides long. RefSeq names its product scaffold attachment factor B2. Lineage: Eukaryota; Metazoa; Mollusca; Gastropoda; Physidae. Gene Ontology annotation, biological process: mRNA export from nucleus; mRNA processing. The record is from RefSeq and is a predicted model, not a curated record. Gene Ontology annotation, cellular component: THO complex part of transcription export complex. Gene Ontology annotation, molecular function: mRNA binding.